AUGGAAACUUCAGGAGACGUCCUUGGAUCUCCUUCCCUGGAGGGGCGGGAGGCAGAAUCCCUGCCCCAGUCAGGUCUGAACGUCUGCCUUCCCUCGCAGACUUCAAAGUCGGCCUCUUCCCCUGUCUCCCCCCCUGCGCAGGUCCAGCUCAUCCACGACAACACCACCCCGACCACCCCCGCCACCCCGGCCACCUCGCUGUCCCCCACAGAGGGGGCUAAGAGCCCCGGGGAGCAGGUCCAGAGGACCUGGACUGAGAAGUGUGACGGCGAGCCUGCCAAGCCGCCCGGCGCCGCGACACCAGAGGGCAUCAAAGACAUCUUCAACAUGAAGCCCGAGUGGGAGAACCUGAACCAGUCCAAUGUGCGGCGUAUGCACACAGCGCUCCGGCUGAAUGAGGUCAUCAUCAAGAAGUCCUCAGAGGCCAAGCUGGUCCUCCUCAACAUGCCCGGGCCUCCCAAGAACCGGACAGGGGACGAGAACUGUAUCCUUCACACAGACAGAAGUAGGAUGUGUUCGGUCAGGUAA
Molecule: messenger RNA, 528 nt
Organism: Notothenia coriiceps (black rockcod)
Lineage: Eukaryota; Metazoa; Chordata; Actinopteri; Perciformes; Nototheniidae
Product: solute carrier family 12 member 5-like
Exons: 5
Coding region: 1-528 (175 amino acids)
Source: RefSeq, a predicted model, not a curated record